AUGCCUCACCAGCGCUCGUCGUCGUCAACAGUGGAAUCCAAGCAGGAAGCACCUACUCCCACUGCAACAACAACAGCCCCUACUCCUCGCCGCCCGCCACCCACACGCAUACCCAGCUACGCGCCCAGCGCGCCAAGCACACCGCUCCAGUCCCCUCCCGUCUCGCUUCGCUCGUCAGGCUCGGUGUCACCAUCCAAGGUCGAGCCCAAGCCGCCCACGUCGAUUCCAGUCAAGUCUUUGCCACCCAAGGCUCCAGUGUCCACCCCGGUCAAGAAGUCUGCUCCACCAUCACCAGUCAAGGCAUCAUCGCCGCCUUCGACACCCAAGCCCGCGCGUGUUUUCACCAAGGAGGAAGCCGUUAUUCACCCCCUGGACACCUCGGUUCUUUCAUCGGAGAAGAUCCCCGAGUCACCUUCCCCCGUCAAGACUACUGCUCCAAGCUCACCAACAAAGGGGCCGCGUUCCCCUCUCUCGCCUGCCGCGCUCGCACCGCCAGCCCUAUCACCUCCUCAUUCACCCGGGAGCUCGAUUGAACUCGACGUCCUAGGCGAGAAGCGUUCCAGCCUCGUCUCCGAGGUGGUAGUCGAAGACCCAAAGUUCAAGGACAAGGCGACUCAAACCCCGACCAAGAAGUCGAAUGGUGGCAAUGAGGAUGAGGCCCUAGGCGACAUAGACGCGCGCGACGCGUCGAUCCUCACGUUCUUCGCCGAGCAGGGUGCGCAUCCUCCCGAGACGCGUAACCCGACACCAGCAGUCACUCCGCGGUCGAGCACAACCUUCUCCGACUUUGUGGCCGUGGGCGCUGAUCCAGCCCUGACCCCGGCCCCGGACCCCGCUGCUCCUGUCACACCGAGCGGCAAGAACAAUGCCUCGCUCGGUGUAAUCUCCAACAUGUGGCGCGGGAUGCGCCGCAGCUUGAGCACUUCGGGUGCUCCGCCGUCGGUCAAGGGCAGCCCGCCCAGGUCGUCCAAGGAGGAUACGGAUAGCGAAAAGCCUACAGCGCCAGAUGCUCCAAGUGCUCCAAGCCCGCUGGAUCCCGCGACGCCUGCCGAGGACCUUACCGCGUCGCCUGUAAUCCCCCAGGAGAUUGACCGCACCGCGACGCCGUACAUUCCAUCAGACCGAUUUGGCGAUAUCGCCGAGCUCCUCGGCCCACACUUUGAAGGCAAGACGAACAGCGACCAGAGACAUCUCAAGGCGGCCCUCGCCCUCGACGAGCUCCUGUCCCUCGCUCACCCGUCCACCAUCCGCGACGUCAUGGACGACAUGCAUCGCCGCGCCCCCCGCGGCUGA
Molecule: messenger RNA, 1293 nt
Organism: Vanrija pseudolonga
Lineage: Eukaryota; Fungi; Basidiomycota; Tremellomycetes; Trichosporonales; Trichosporonaceae
Exons: 1
Coding region: 1-1293 (430 amino acids)
Source: RefSeq, a predicted model, not a curated record